GACAAAGGCGAGCGGUUUGCAUGCGACCCUUUUGAUACAGGAAGGCGGGAAAGCGAGAAAAGGCUCCUUCCCUUCGACACCUGAUACGAGCCGCUUCCCUCGUGCCAGGAAAAGUUCACACUGACUCAGUCUUUCAGGCAAGGUCAACGGAGGUGUUAUUUACCGUCUCACUCUCUCCCGCAGCCUCCUCAUCUCUCCGCAACCGCUUCAGCCCCGGUCACCUCCUGGACGGGAGAGGGAGAAAUAGAGCAGAAGCAGGCUUGCUCCGCUACGUGCGCUCCCACCGGCAGCGCCCUUACUCCGCCUCCUGCCCGGGCGCGUCCCUGAAGCGUCCCACCGGCCCACGCGCGCUCUCGGCUUCGUUAGUUAGCUUUGACGGCGGCGCGCCCUUCCUAAGCAACCCCAGCCCGGCCUUGUUUACGGCAGCCGCAAAAGGGACGUAAAAGCGCCGCCUGGGCGAAGAGGCUGGUUGAGAUAGACCAGAACCUUAUGAUACUUUACAACAAUUGAAAUCUGUCAAAUACAACUUCAAGGCUAAUAAAUCCAUGAGUGGGAAUCGAUCUGCGAAGAAACGAUGUGGGGAAUUGCAGUUGGAAUCCCCUGUGCGCUAUGGUCAUGUUCCUUCUGCAGGAUGUACAUUAAGCAAGUUGAUUCAAUUGCCUACACCUCCUUUGUCAAAGCAUCAGCUAAAACGGUUAGAAGAACACAAGUAUCAAAGUGCUGGACGGUCCCUGCUUGAGCCACUAAUGCAAGGUUAUUGGGAAUGGCUAGUUAGAAGAGUACCAGCUUGGAUUGCCCCUAAUCUCAUUACAAUAGUUGGACUGAUAAUAAACAUCUGUACGACCAUAAUAUUAGUGUUUUACUGUCCGACAGCUACAGAGCAGGCACCUCCUUGGGCAUAUAUUGCAUGUGCUUGUGGCCUUUUCAUAUACCAGUCUUUGGAUGCAAUAGAUGGGAAGCAAGCAAGAAGAACCAAUAGUAGUAGUCCUUUGGGAGAACUUUUUGACCAUGGCUGUGAUUCACUGUCCACAGUGUUUGUGGUUUUGGGAACGUGCAUUACUGUACAGCUGGGGACGAAUCCUGACUGGAUGUUCUUUUGCUGUUUUGCUGGAACGUUUAUGUUUUACUGUGCACACUGGCAGACAUAUGUCUCUGGAACAUUGCGCUUUGGAAUAUUUGAUGUUACAGAGUCUGAACUCUGUAUUGUAAUAACUCACCUUCUCACAGGAACUCUGGGACCCGAGUUCUGGAAUGACACAAUUCCAGUGCUAAACAUCCAAGUGAAAAUACUUCCAGCUCUUUGUACUGUAGCAGGAACCAUAUUCUCCUGUACAAACUACUUUGGUGUGAUCUUCACAGGUGGUGUUGGCAAAAAUGGAUCAACUAUAGCAGGAACAAGUGUCCUUUCACCAUUUCUCCACAUUGGAUCGGUCAUUACAUUAGCUGCUAUGAUCUACAAGAAAUCUGCUGUGGAACUCUUUGAAAAGCAUCCUUGCCUCUACAUACUGACUUUUGGCUUUGUUUCUGCUAAAAUAACUAACAAACUGGUGGUUGCACACAUGACUAAAAGUGAGAUGCAUCUGCAUGACACAGCAUUCAUAGGCCCAGCACUGUUGUUUCUGGACCAAUAUUUUAAUAGCUUUAUUGAUGAGUAUAUUGUACUUUGGAUUGCCCUGAUCUUUUCUCUUUUUGAUUUGCUUCGAUACUGUGCCAGUGUGUGCAAUCAGAUCGCUUCCCACCUUCACAUCCAUGUCUUCAGGAUCAAGAGCUAUUCCACAUAUUCCAAUCAUCACUAGUUAACUUUGUCAUUGACACAAUAAGAAAUAACUGGCAACUGUUUUCUACAGGAGAGGAUGCAAACACACUGAGGAGACUAUGGAAACUGGAGCAGAUAGGAACAAAUCUAAUUUUUAAUAAUGUUGUGUAACUUCUGCUCUUUGUUACUGAUGACACUCCUUAGCUAGACUCCUCCAAUGAAUGGGGAAUCCCAAGCACCCUCCAAUCAAACAUGCGUAUUGUCCACUCUGCUGGUUGUGUGCCCAGGAAAGUAAAGUUUUGUCUUUGUAAUUACCUUGAUUACAGCAUAAACUCUUAGGGAAAUGGACUCCCAAUAACAGAGACUUCUAAUAUAGUGUAAUUACAAGCUGUAAGACAAAUUGCUUUCUAAUUCGAAUAAAUCAUCUAUUAGUAAAAUACUCACUUAGUGCCCACUCAAAAAUAAUUACUAAAAAGAGUUGAGCUUGUGAAACACAGAUAUCUCACUGGCUUUUGUGGCUGGAAUGUUUUGGACAUUUGAGUCUAGACUGUGAUCUCAUUAAUUCACCUGUUGAUGAUACCUGAGGUAGAUUUUUAAGAAUCCAAAAUGACACUUAGGCACGUUACUCCUAUCGUCACUGGAAGCUUGGUAUCUAAAGUGCCAUCUUUGGAACGAAUCCACAGUGGCUGGGCAGUCUCUUCAUUUCAGCUGGGUGGUGUGCGUGUCUGAAUUCACAUUACUCAGCUGCUGUGCUUGGCGAAUUGCACCUUUUGUCUUCAAAAUUCUACCCCUGGUACCGUGAUGUGGGGGUGAGCGUCAGCAUGUGGUAUAGUGUGGUUAUCUCAAUUUAUUUUAUUUUUUAAAAAAUUAACAUUUAAAGAAUUUAUUUCUCAGUUUUCUUCAGUGGAAAGUCUAUACAAAAUUUAGUUACUUUUUUGUAUAAAAUUUAUGCAAAAAAUUAUUUCUGCUCUUUAAUAAAUAAGACAAUUCUCAUAACUA
Messenger RNA from Rhineura floridana, 2755 nucleotides. RefSeq names its product choline/ethanolamine phosphotransferase 1 (gene CEPT1). Lineage: Eukaryota; Metazoa; Chordata; Lepidosauria; Squamata; Rhineuridae. Bases 546 to 1796 code for a protein of 416 amino acids. Gene Ontology annotation, cellular component: Golgi apparatus; endoplasmic reticulum membrane. Gene Ontology annotation, biological process: phosphatidylethanolamine biosynthetic process. The transcript has 9 exons. The record is from RefSeq and is a predicted model, not a curated record. Gene Ontology annotation, molecular function: ethanolaminephosphotransferase activity; diacylglycerol cholinephosphotransferase activity.